GUCAGACUGCACAGCGAUCUCAACAAGAUGACAAAAUUGAGUGUGUUCUUUUUAACUGUAGCAAUUUGUGUUGCUCUUGGAGCAGCGCAUGGAUAUCCAGGUUUCCUGGACCACCCACCGCUACCGCCACCACCACCUCCACCAUUCCCAUUCUUUCACACGAAGAAUUGGAGCGGAAUAGCAAAGUCUUCUGAUGGCCGUGCUCAAGGAGUAUUCAGUGGAGCAUCUGCUUCAACUAAUGCAGGACAAAACACUGGAGAAGCCCUAUCAUUGGCAUCUGUUGCACCUGAUGGGCAAGCUGAAGGAUGUGAUGAAGGCCAAUCUGGUCAAUACAAUGUUCAGUCCGGUGGUGCUUUUGGCGGAUCUGAAGGAGCCAGUAGUGGAAACGGAGGUGCCGCUGGUGGUCAGUCAGGGGGUGCUUUUGGUGGAAAAUCUGUAGGAGGCGGUUUCGGAGAAUUCUCUUCGUUCAAAAAGGUCAAAGAAUCCCACUUCAGUUUCAAAGCUGGAGGACAGAAAACGUUUGGCGCACAAGGUGGAUUUGCAGGACAAGGAGGAAGCCAAGGCCAAACGGGUGGUUUUGGUGCUACUGGUGCUGAUGCUGGAAAUAAUGAUGCUCAGUCACAGGGACAGGGCGGUUUCAGUAGUUCUAAUUCUGAAAGCUCUUCCUUUGGUCAAGGUGGUGACAAAGGUCAAGCGGCUGCGUUGAUUAACGGUCAUGAAUCUGAAAGUGAAUUCGGCCAACAAAAGCAACAGGGUGGUGGAUUUGCUCUUCAACAUAAAGAAGGUGGUGCAUUCGAACAGCAAAGUCAGCAGGCUGGUGGAUUUGAUAAAGAAAGCGGUCAAGGUGGCUUUAAUCAACAUUAUGAACAAGGACAACAAACACAACAUAGUAACGGAUUAGGACAUAGUUCUGAAGUUGGACAACUAAAUCAAGCCGGUGGAUUUGGACAAAAUCAAGGUGGAAGUGGUGCUGGAUUUGCCGGAUCUUCUGCUAGCAGCCAAGCCUCUUCUAAUUCUCAAAGUGGUUUGGGGCUAUCCGGUCAACAGCAACAAUCUGGCUCCGGUUCCGGUUUUGGUGGUCAAGGUGGUUACGGAUUCGGUUUUGGCCAUGGCCACGGUUCCCAAAGUGGCAAUUUAGAACAACAAACACAACAAAGUGGUGGCUUUGGACAACAAAGUCAACAAGCUAGCGGAAAUGAUGGAAGUUUAGCUGGCUCAGGUGCCAAUAGCCAAGCCUCUACUGUUGCACAAGGAAGCGGAUCAUCAGGUCAACAGCAAUCUGGUUCUGGCAGUCAAGGUGGUUAUGGAUUCGGUUUUGGUCACGGUCAAGGUUCCAAACAUGGAUAUGGAAUUGCUCAAAGUGGUGAUUUUGGACAACAAGCUCAACAGAGCAAUGACUUAGGACAACAAAGUCAACAGGCUUCUGCACUUGAACAACAAUCCAGCGGGAAUGGCGGUGCUUUAGCUGGCUCAAGUGCUAACAGCCAAGCCUCUGCACAAGGAAGCUUUGGCUUAAGUCAACAGCAAUCCGGAUCGCAGUUUGGCGGUCAAGGAGGCUAUGUAUAUGGGCAUGGUCGCGGCUUUAACCACGGUUACGGAAGCGGUAACGGUUUCGGAAGCUCCAAAUACCAGGCAGCUGAUAGUAAUGAACAAACGGGUGUAGCUAGUGGAUCGCAGGCUAGUGGAGCUAGUUCAGGUAACAAGGACGUAUCUGCAUCGCUUAGUGGAGCUUUGAACCUCGCUUCACAAGGCCUGGAGUCAGCUCAGAACGCUGGUUGCAGUACAUGUGGGGGUAAAGGCGGUUAUGCUCUUAGUAACGCUAGGAGUCAUAACGGCAACGCAGUCGCCGUUUCUAUUGGGGGUUAAAUCAAUGUGUAUUUUUGUGUUAUGUUUUA
Molecule: messenger RNA, 1895 nt
Organism: Colias croceus (clouded yellow)
Lineage: Eukaryota; Metazoa; Arthropoda; Insecta; Lepidoptera; Pieridae
Product: glycine-rich cell wall structural protein 1.8-like
Exons: 2
Coding region: 28-1866 (612 amino acids)
Source: RefSeq, a predicted model, not a curated record